AUGGCUCAUAAAUCAGAUCCAUUCAUUUUAGCCUCCCAAGCCAAGCAAGUAUUCUAUGUACAAGACCAACUUGAUCCAAGAUGGUCAGUUGUUUUGUCAACUCCUGAAAGGGACUUCUCAUUUUCAGCAAAGGAUUCUGAUGACUUCAUGGAUAAUUCUAUUGAACACCAUCCUCUCAUUACCACCUUGGCACAAGUUGAAUCAUUUGAUACAAUGGAUGACUCUGAUGUCAUUUGCAUUCGAGGAGACUAUGAGCCAAAGCUUCUUAAGAAACCACCAGCUGAAUAUCAUUUUAUCGAUGAUGAAGAUUGGAAUAUUUUUGUGAAAAAUAGGUUGUCUGAAAAAUUCCAGGAAUAUAGGGAAGCACAAAAACAGAGAAGAAAGAAGCAUAUAUAUAAUCAUCAUCUAAGUAGAAAAGGGUAUGCUGGACUUGAAGAAGAGAUGAUGAUUGAAGCUGGCUCCACAGAAAGCAUUGAUAGGAGUUUACUUUGGAAGAGGGCAAUGCAAAAAAAAGAUGGCAGCUAUGAUGAUGUGGUCCUACCGGUAGUGGAAAAAAUAGAUGAAUUGAUGAAAGAGUCUCAAGAGAGUGGCAUAAGCUAUAGUGGGAGCAAUGACAUACUUUCUCAAGCACUAGGUACUCCUGAGUAUACUGGUCGGGUUCGAGCUAAAGGGAAGCACUACACGCCUGGACGCUAUUUCAAUAGUAUGUCAGAACGUGUUGUGAGGGAUAUUUUAAAAGCAACUCAAGAACGUCAAGCUAAGUUUGAGGCUGAUGUGUUAGCGAGACUAUCUCAGAUAGGAGUUGCUACACCACAAUCCGAUGUGAGUAGUUCCAACAUGAAAUCAAAACUGUUGCUUCUACCAGAAGUAGUGGAGAAACCAAUUCGUAAAGUUGAGGAGGAGACCUUACCUGUGAAAAUAGAACCACACAUGAAGGCAAGAAAAUGUGAGUUGGCAGUAGGGACCAGAGAAAAUACAGUGGCUGGUGGAACAAUUGUAAUGGAUUGUGGUCCCAACUACCUAGUUGUUUUGGAUGCUCCCUAUGAGUCAAAUACACCGCUUCCUAUUCCCAUUCAUGGACAAGCUACAACAGUUGGAGCGGCAGUGGGCUACCAAGGAUCUCAAAAAGGGAAAAGACAAAAAACAACAGAAAAUGACUUGAAAAUUGGUGAAAACCCUCAAGAUAUCAACAAUUUUGAUGCAUUAGUAGGUCUCAUGCUAAAUGAGGGGAAAGCACAAGGUGUGGAGGUCCCAAAUGAUGUAUUUGGCGAGAGUUUUAAGACCUUCCUUAUGAAAGAAGACAUGGAUAUGAUAAUUUCAUUUAAGGAAGUGUCGGCUAAUCGUGUCAUAUAUUAUAUAUGGUAA
Molecule: messenger RNA, 1365 nt
Organism: Vitis vinifera (wine grape)
Lineage: Eukaryota; Viridiplantae; Streptophyta; Magnoliopsida; Vitales; Vitaceae
Exons: 7
Coding region: 1-1365 (454 amino acids)
Source: RefSeq, a predicted model, not a curated record